UUGCCUGCAUUUCUAUCGAUACCCUUGCCAUUACUAUCGGUAUCACUUAGUAUUACUCGUUGAUACGCACGGCGAGACAGUUGUUUCGAAAUCACACUCGGCUUCGGGGUCGAUUCAUUGUUCAAUUGCGGAACGUAUAAAUAAAGUUUACACGAUGGCAGAUAUGUCGAUAAACGUUAUCACGCCGCGAAAGAUGUCUUUCGGUAUUAAUGGAAAACUGAACGGUUUGGAAAGUAAAACGCCGUUUUUAAUCGGCGUUUCCGGUGGCACGGCCAGUGGGAAAUCAACUGUUUGCAAACGUAUAAUGGAGAAACUGGGACAAGUUGAUAUGGAUCACAUGCAGCGACAAGUAGUUUGCAUUUCACAGGAUAGUUUUUAUCGCGACUUAUCGCCGGCUGAGAAACUGAAAGCCGAGAAAGGACAAUAUAAUUUCGAUCAUCCCGAUGCUUUCGAUAACGAUUUGAUACUUCAAACGUUACGAGAUAUACUAGCUGGUGUGAAAUGUGAAAUACCAUCUUACGAUUAUAGAACGAAUAGCUUAAUCAAAGAUCAAACAACAACAAUCUACCCUGCGGACGUAGUUCUAUUCGAAGGAAUUUUAGUGUUUUAUUUUCCUAAGAUACGAGAUUUAUUUCAUAUGAAACUGUUCGUAGAUACCGAUUCGGAUACUAGAUUGGCUAGAAGGGUACCACGAGAUAUAAAGGAAAGAGGAAGAGACUUAGAUUACGUAUUGAAUCAAUAUAUGAAUUUUGUAAAACCUGCAUUCGAAGAAUUUUGUCUUCCUACAAAGAAGUUUGCAGAUGUAAUUAUACCCAGAGGUGCAGAUAAUACAGUGGCAAUAGACCUUAUAGUGCACCACAUCUGGGACAUUUUGCGUUUGAAAAAGGCUGAAAACUCAUCCGGGCAGCAUCCAUACAUCUACCAACAUAGGCAUACCUCAAUUUCCGACUCGCUCAGCAGAUGAUCUAAGCAUAAUACACUCAUUUAUAAGCAUUGCGUUUUUACAUAUUUAUCAUACAUUUAUGUAUAAGCAAGUUAUUUGCAGUAAUUUUGAAUCUUUUUUUUAAAUAUUUAAUAUGUCUCUUCUAUAGUUACAGAACUGUAUUUGUAUUAAAUUUAUAUUGAGCAACAGAAUUGCUUUUAAUAUGCGUGCAUUCAUUAGUCCCUUACAUAGGAUAAAAUUAAUUUUACACUCUUCCUAAAAUAUGGACAUACUGCAUGGUUAUACAAAAUACAUCAUUCUAAUAUACUAGAGAGAUUCAAGUAUUACUCACACAUAUGAAUAUUUGUAAGUACGUGUGUAUGUAUAUGCAAUUAUGCAUGGAAUUGAAAGCUUAGACUUUUUACACGAUGUUAUUCCUUGACCGGUUCGCCGCUUUCUAUAUUCGUAUAGACGUACAUUGAAAUUUUAUAAACAAGCAUAAAGCAUAUAAACGUUAUCCUGUAGUGCUAGUUUUUUAUUCGAUUCCUUUAUUUUGAAAAUAAAUGCUAAACACAUUUUAAUUCCCAUAACAGUAUAUCGUUACAUGGAACAAUUAUCAUUUGACAUGUAUAAUUUUAUGACAUUUGUUUAUAUUGUAAACUGAUAUAAUAAUAAAGAAUGAACUCCCUGUCGUCGAACGAGCAAUCUUUAACCGUUUACGUACUUAU
This is a messenger RNA of Hylaeus volcanicus, 1650 nucleotides long. RefSeq names its product uridine-cytidine kinase (gene Uck). Lineage: Eukaryota; Metazoa; Arthropoda; Insecta; Hymenoptera; Colletidae. The record is from RefSeq and is a predicted model, not a curated record. The transcript has 5 exons. Bases 155 to 964 code for a protein of 269 amino acids. Gene Ontology annotation, cellular component: cytoplasm; cytosol. Gene Ontology annotation, molecular function: ATP binding; kinase activity.